UCUCUAGGGUUAGGGUUUUACAGCGCGGGGAGUGAGAGGGAGAGGGAGACACGCCGCUAUCCUCUGGUUUGUAUUUGCAGGUGAUUUGAGGAGAAAUGGCGGUCCCGCUUCUGUCAAAGAAGAUCAUUAAGAAGCGCGUGAAGAAGUUUAAGAGGCCUCAGAGUGACCGCAAGAUCUGUGUCAAGCCUAGUUGGCGAAGGCCCAAGGGUAUUGAUUCUCGGGUCAGGAGGAAGUUCAAAGGAUGCACCUUGAUGCCCAAUAUUGGUUACGGUUCUGACAAGAAGACUCGACACUAUCUGCCAAACCGCUUCAAGAAGUUUGUGGUACACAAUGUCUCAGAGUUGGAGCUGCUCAUGAUGCACAAUAGGACUUACUGUGCUGAAAUUGCACACAAUGUUUCCACUAAGAAACGCAAGGAGAUUGUUGAGCGAGCUGCUCAGCUUGACAUUGUUGUUACCAACAAGUUGGCUCGGCUACGGAGCCAAGAAGAUGAGUGAGGCUUCCCUAGAUUUUUGUCAGUUUGCUAAGUUUUAUUGUUCAGACUGCAUUCUUCAGCUAGUGUUUGUUUGUAUUUUGGAUCUCAGACCUAUUUCAUUACCAAUUUUUGUUUAAGUACUGUGUUUGCUUCUACUAUUUGUUCAAGUUGUGUUUUUUGGAACCUUA
Messenger RNA from Dioscorea cayenensis subsp. rotundata (Guinea yam), 663 nucleotides. Its product is annotated as 60S ribosomal protein L32-1-like. Lineage: Eukaryota; Viridiplantae; Streptophyta; Magnoliopsida; Dioscoreales; Dioscoreaceae. Gene Ontology annotation, biological process: translation. The record is from RefSeq and is a predicted model, not a curated record. Gene Ontology annotation, cellular component: ribosome; cytosolic large ribosomal subunit. Gene Ontology annotation, molecular function: structural constituent of ribosome. The transcript is spliced from 5 exons. Bases 96 to 497 code for a protein of 133 amino acids.